Molecule: messenger RNA, 1664 nt
Organism: Elaeis guineensis (African oil palm)
Lineage: Eukaryota; Viridiplantae; Streptophyta; Magnoliopsida; Arecales; Arecaceae
Biological process (GO): response to red or far red light; negative gravitropism
Source: RefSeq, a predicted model, not a curated record
CGGCAAGACCGAGGUAUGUGAAAGCUAAGUUGACCGAGAUACUCAAACACCUAACAUUGAAUAAAAGGAAGCGGGGAGGGGGAGGGAGAGGGAGAGGGGGUGAGAGGGUUGGGGAAAGAGAAGGCAACGGAGGAUCAACGCCUUCCUCUCGAAUAAAUUACUGCAAGAAAAUCUUGUAUCGUCUGUUGGUAUCACAGACAUAAAGAGGUCAUGGAGGACUGUAAGGAAGGUGAGUCAUUGAAUUUUAAGUCUCACCUCAGUCAAACAAACAAUGUCUGUAGGCAUGAGUUGGAGUGCCAGCAAUCUCAAAUUGAGGCAUUACAAGAAAGGCUUAUGGAGGUAAAGGCUAGCAUUAAAUGUUCUGAAGACAAAGCAAAGAGGGAGUUGGAACACCUUUGGCGUAAUGGCAACGUAGCUGCCACAUUACUGACUUACCUGAAGUCAAAAGCAAGAAUUAUGGCUAAUCCACAUCUGGCCCAUGUUUCGUGUGGGAUCAAGCAUCAGGAGGGGGUGGGACUGGUUGACAAACAUGGCAUACCACUAUGUGACUGGUCUAAGGAUGUUGAUCUUUCUUUAUUUGAAAGUUCAGAGGAGGAAGUACUACAGGCAAGUGGCAAUGAGCCUGGAACUAUUGAUGCAACUGAUGGAGCAUACAUUGAUAAAAUACUAAAGUCAGUGAACAUGGUAGCUGAUGUUAUGGAGUCUCUAGUCAAGAGGGUCAUUAUGGCAGAAACUGAAGCUGCCAUUGAAAAAGAGAAAGUUAAUCUAGGCAUGGAAGAAAUUAGAAAGAAGACACUCCAAAUUGAUAGCAUGUCUGCAAAAGUUGAAGAGAUGGAAAGAUUUGCACGGGGUGCAAAUGACAUUUUGAAUGAAAUGCGGCAAAAAGUUGAAGAUAUGGUGCAGGAAAUAUCUAGACAACGACAGCGAGCUGCAGAAAAUGAACAAGAACUUUGCCAUGUAAAGCAAGAUUUUGAGGCAUUGAAAUCCUAUGUUAGCAGUCUCAUCAGUGCGAGAGAAACCCUAAUUUCCUCAGAAAAACAAUUUCAAACAAUGGAAAAGCUUUUUGAAAGGUUAAUCGCCAAGACUACUCGCCUAGAGGCAGCGAAAGUGCAAAAGGAGGCUGAGGUUCAGAAGCUUAUGGAAGAGAAUGUCAGGUUAACUGCUGUGCUUGAUAAGAAGGAAGCACAACUUCUGGCUAUGAAUGAACAGAUGAAGUUCAUGGCAUUGAACAAUCCUGGCAUGUAGUUCAUGAUUUACCAUCAGAAUUUUCACCACAGGAAAUCAUGGAGGAAGAAGGGAUGGCUGACCAGAAAGAUAGGUGGUGUGCUUAUAAAGCACAAACCUUUGAUUCUAUCUUGUAUGUGUCCUGUCAUGCUCAUCUGGACCUCCAAUAUGUUAUAAAUCAAUCCUACAAUAUAUUGGUUCAUGGUCAACUAUCGACAACAGCUUUCUUAGAAAAUAAACGUGUUGAUAUCUUGUAUGAUCCAAUAAGUUUCAAGUUCGCCACUCACCAGCACUGGCUGGCAGUUCUACUUAUCUGCUAUGGUGUAUGCCUUAGGCUGAUCAUGUGCCGAACAUGUCACCAUAAGGGCAUGUUGCUGUACUUUUCCAUAGACUCUAUCACUCCAUCUGGUAGUUUACAUCAUGUAUAUUAUUGAAUUCUU